Messenger RNA from Elgaria multicarinata webbii, 636 nucleotides. Its product is annotated as transcription cofactor HES-6-like. The record is from RefSeq and is a predicted model, not a curated record. Lineage: Eukaryota; Metazoa; Chordata; Lepidosauria; Squamata; Anguidae. The transcript is spliced from 4 exons. Gene Ontology annotation, molecular function: RNA polymerase II cis-regulatory region sequence-specific DNA binding; DNA-binding transcription factor activity, RNA polymerase II-specific; protein dimerization activity. Bases 1 to 636 code for a protein of 211 amino acids. Gene Ontology annotation, cellular component: nucleus. Gene Ontology annotation, biological process: regulation of neurogenesis; regulation of transcription by RNA polymerase II; anterior/posterior pattern specification.
AUGACUGCCAGCGGUAUGCAGAAACCUUCCAACACCAAAGAGGAAAGGAAGUUAAGAAAACCUUUGAUUGAAAGGAAACGAAGAGAGAGGAUUAACAAUUGCUUGGAUCAGCUCAAGGAGACUGUUGUUGGGGCCUUUCAACUUGAUCAAUCUAAACUUGAAAAAGCAGAUAUCCUUGAAAUGACAGUAAAACAUCUCCAGAAUAUCCAAAACAGCAAAAAUAUGGAUUCCAAAACGGGCCUAGAAGCUCAGCAGAGAUACAGCACUGGAUACAUUCAGUGUAUGCAUGAAGUCCACAACCUCCUCCUCACCUGCGAAUGGAUGGACAAGACCCUCGGAGCACGGUUGCUGAAGCACCUGCUGAAAUCCUUGCCCAGGUCUACUGAGGAAAGCCACAAGGCAGACCUGAAUUCUUCUACCCCUGAGAGCGGCAAGAGGAAUGCAACAGGGUCCAGCCAACCUCAGGAUCAGUUCUACCACACUGAGGACAAACAGGGGUUAAAAAAGUCAUUGCAGUCACAACCGCCCUCACGUUGUAGUCAGCGCGAGUUGUCGCCUCCCAGUCAGAUCCUGCAGCCCCAUUUUGCACAUAAUGUUGUUAGCAUGGGGUCAUUAGACAUGUGGAGACCAUGGUAA